Molecule: messenger RNA, 555 nt
Organism: Argiope bruennichi
Lineage: Eukaryota; Metazoa; Arthropoda; Arachnida; Araneae; Araneidae
Gene: RpL32
Product: 60S ribosomal protein L32-like
Exons: 4
Coding region: 119-523 (134 amino acids)
Biological process (GO): translation
Cellular component (GO): ribosome; cytosolic large ribosomal subunit
Molecular function (GO): structural constituent of ribosome
Source: RefSeq, a predicted model, not a curated record
UGAAUGGCUGCUUCUUUCUGACUACAGUUCAACUCGACCACGGCGUUCAUUUUCUUCAUCGCGGUGUUCUGCUGAUUGUUAACGUGUAAAGUUUAAGUUUUAUAAAAAUACAAGCAUCAUGUCACCUCGCCCACUUGUAAAACAUAAGAUUGUGAAGAAGAGACUAAAGAAGUUUGUCCGCCACCAGUCUGACAGAUAUGGAAAGCUUAAGCCUAACUGGAGGAAACCUCGUGGUAUUGAUAACAGAGUACGCCGACGAUUUAAGGGUCAGUGUUUGAUGCCCAACAUUGGUUAUGGAAGCAACAAAAAGACAAAACAUGUGCUACCGAAUGGUUUCAGAAAAGUUAUUGUACGAAAUGUUAAGGAGUUGGAAAUGCUUAUGAUGAUGAACAGAAGAUUUUGUGCAGAAAUUGGACAUGCUGUAUCUUCUAAGAAACGAAAGACAAUUGUAGAGAGGGCCCAACAAUUGGCAAUUCGUGUAACAAAUGCAAAUGCCAGACUGCGUUCUGAAGAGAAUGAAUAAAUUAGAAAUAAAAAUUGUGAAAAAUGUUGUCA